AUGCCCCGGCCCAUCGAAUGGUCGUCCUCUGAGAGGAUCCCGGAUCGUGAGAAGAACGACGCAGAAGGAGAAGCACCGCAAGAUCCAAACAUUGUGGACUUCGAUGGUUCCAAUGACCCAGAGAACCCGCUGAACUGGUCGACAGCCAGGAAGACAACGUCCAUCGUUAUUGUGUCCCUGACCGCAUUGCUCUCACCCAUCGGCUCAACCAUUAGCGCAGCGGCGGCGGCUAAUAUCAUGCAGCACUUUGGUACGACUGACGAGACGCUGGGGGCAUUCAUGACAACUAUCUACCUGAUCGGAUACGCGUUUGGCCCCAUGGUCAUCGCGCCGCUGUCGGAGCUAUACGGACGGGCUAUCAUGUUUCAGUCAUGCACUCUCCUGUUCGUUAUCUUCAACGUCGCAUGCGCGGUGGCGAACAGCUUCGGCUCUCUGGUGGUGUACCGCCUGCUGGCUGGCAUAGCUGGUUCAUGUCCGGGCGCGUUAGGUGCCGGCUCUAUCGCAGACAUGAUUGCGCGUGAGAAGCGCGGGGCCGUUAUGUCUGCAUACGUGAUGGGCCCCGUCUUGGGACCGACGAUUGGGCCUAUCAUCGGCGGCAACCUGACGCCGGCUGCGGGCUGGCGAUGGGGCUUUUGGCUGAUGGCUAUUGCUUCAACUGUCAUGACCGUCCUCCUCAUCAUCUUUGUACACGAGUCGUAUCCGUACGUGAUCCUGAAGAGGAAGACGGCACGGUUGCGCAAGCAGACUGGAAAUCAGGGCCUGCGGUCGGCCUUAGACACAGGCAAGACCCCCAGUCAACUGUUCGCAUUUUCUAUACUUCGCCCUUUCAAGAUGCUGAUUUCCCCCAUCGUUUUCUUGAUGUCCGCCUACGCCGCCACCGUCUUCAGUUAUGCCUAUCUCUGCUUUACCACUUUCCCACGUAUCUUUAAAGACCAGUACGGCUUUGGUAGCCAAGCGUCCGGACUAGCCCCCAUCGGUCUUGGGGUUGGUUUUGUCGUGGGCCUUUUUUUCUGCGGUAUGGUCUCUGAUCCAUGCUCCGCCUACCUGACACGGAGAAGUGGCGGUGUGAGCAAGCCUGAGUAUCGACUACCCACAUUGGUGGUCGGUGCCGUUUUUGUUCCCAUUGGCCUUUUCUGGUACGGAUGGACAGCCGAAAAUAAGGCCCAUUGGAUUGUGCCCAUCAUCGGAACCUCCUUCAUUGGCAUCGGGAUUGUUAUUAUAUAUGGCAACAUCGUCAGCACACGCUUUCAGUAA
Messenger RNA from Colletotrichum spaethianum, 1254 nucleotides. Its product is annotated as MFS transporter prlG. Gene Ontology annotation, biological process: transmembrane transport. The transcript is spliced from 4 exons. The record is from RefSeq and is a predicted model, not a curated record. The coding region runs from base 1 to 1254 and encodes 417 amino acids. Gene Ontology annotation, molecular function: transmembrane transporter activity. NCBI's taxonomy places the organism in Eukaryota, Fungi, Ascomycota, Sordariomycetes, Glomerellales, Glomerellaceae.